CUUCUUGUUUCUCUAUCCUGUGAUUUUAUUUCCCUUUCUCUUUAAUAUUUUAAUAAAAAUUAUAAUCAUCCAUUAUAAUACACACAUUAUGAUAUAUCAGUUAGAUGCUUUUGUCUCAUCUUGUUUGAUUGUUUUCUCUAAACUCCUAUUGUAGAAUCUCUUCACCCCUUCAUUUUCUGCCCCUAAUUCUCAAAUUUGCACUAAAUAAUGGGCCUUGUUUCAAAACGAAUCCUCUUCUUCUCUCUCUUCUUCUUCUUCCUCUUCUUCUUCUUCUUCAUUAUCCUUGCAGAUAGUGAUUCGAGAAAAACCACACCUUCAAAUAAUGAUUCAUUCUCUUCACCUCCAUUAAUUUUUGAUCAACAAAAUCAAAGAACAAAUUUCUCACCAUUUAGACCAAGUAUUGCCGUGAUAGUUGGCGUUUUAACUACCAUGUUCUCUAUAACCUUCCUCUUACUUCUUUACACUAAACACUGCAAGGGCGGAAACGGCGUCAGAUAUGGUAACCACACAGGCCCAGUCCCGCCAUCAUUAACUGCAAGAAGAAACUCUGGAAUAGACCGGACCGUGAUCGAGUCACUACCAAUAUUCAGAUUUGCCUCCCUCAGAGGUCAAAAAGAUGGGCUAGAAUGCGCCGUUUGUUUAACGAGAUUUGAACUCACUGAAGUUCUGAAACUCCUGCCUAAAUGUAAGCACGCUUUUCAUGUUGAAUGCGUUGACACCUGGCUUGACUCACACUCAACUUGCCCUCUGUGUCGAUACCGAGUUGACCCAGAAGAUAUUCUUCUCAUAGAAGAAAACCAAAUACUACCACCACCGCAAGAAAAUGGAAGAAACAGAAGUGAGUCAGAGCCCGAGUUCAAACGAGUUUCGGGUAGACACUCAUCUGCUGGGGAACGCCAAAUAUGUUUGCCACGUCAUCAAUUUCACGAUACGACGUCGUCGCUUAGGAUGUCCCUGGAUAGCGCCGUAGCCGUUGGACGCUUUGACCGUCCAAGAAAAGACGGUUUGUUAUUAGGCGAUGGAUUGAUGGCGGAUAGGAAAAGUUUUGAACGGAGAUUUGAGCACCGGAUCAGCAUUGUCUCAGGUGGUGGUGGUGGUGGUGGGGGGUUACACCAAAGGUGGAGUGAUGUGCAGCCGUUAGAUCUAUUAUAUCUACGGUCAGAGAAGAUAAUAAAUGACAGCCGUAGAUUAUCUUUGGGAUCAACAUGGCAGUCGAUACGUAGACAGCAGGAGCAUGUGAGCAUUGAUGGUGGAGUUGAGAGUGGCAGUAGUGUAAUAAAUGGGAGAAGCGUGUCUGAAAUCACGGGGUUGAGCAGGUUUUUCAACAGUGAGUGUAAUGGCAUUAACAGGAGUAAUAGACAGCGACAGGCGCAGGCGGGACUUGUCUCGAGAUGGUUGGCUUGGAUUUCUUCUCGGUCACUGACACAGCCAGCUGUACGGUCGGAUCACAGUAGUAGCAUCACCAUAGUGUAGUUAUGAAACGACAAAGA
Molecule: messenger RNA, 1490 nt
Organism: Pistacia vera
Lineage: Eukaryota; Viridiplantae; Streptophyta; Magnoliopsida; Sapindales; Anacardiaceae
Product: RING-H2 finger protein ATL43
Exons: 1
Coding region: 208-1473 (421 amino acids)
Source: RefSeq, a predicted model, not a curated record